AUGGCCGCGGCGGGCGGCGGGGGCCCCGCGGGGCCGUGGGGGGCCGGGGCCGGCCGCGGCCUGCAGAGCGCCAUGAGGGCGGCGAGCGGAGCCCUGGAGAUGGACAGCGCCGGUCGGACACGGGAGGCCUACGUGGAGUACCUGAAGAGCAUCGCCCUCAUCGCGCAGGCCCUGCAGGAGGAGGCGGCGGGGGUCGACGGCAGCUGUGGGGUCACCCCCGACACCCCCAAGAUGCUGAAGCUGGCGGAGCAGUGCCUGGAGAGGGUCAAGGCCAUCGCGGCCGCGCUGGGGAAAGCCCAGCCCAGGCCGGCCGUGCAGGACCGGAGCGGGGCCCCCGCUGCCGUCCCCAGGCACCGCCGUGUGCUCUCGGAUGAGGGGGGGAAGCUGUCCCCGUUCCUGCCCCCGGAGAUGUUCCAGAAGCUGCAGAUCAGCGAGGCACAGAGCGCACGCAAGGAGCUGACGCCGCUGGAGGAGGCAUCUCUGCAGAACCAGAAGCUGAAGGCUGCCUACGAGGCACGAGUGGCGCGGCUGAACCCCAGCCAGGCCCUGCAGAAGACGUCCCUGACACUGUCCCUGCAGCGGCAGAUGAUGGAGAACCUGGUGAUCGCCAAGGCUCGGGAGGAGACUCUGCAGCGGAAGAUGGAGGAGCGGCGGCUGCGGCUGCAGGAGGCUGCCAACAGGAGGUUCUCCAGCAGCGUGGCCCUCACCCCUGAGGAGCAGGAGCAGAGAGCUCUCUAUGCUGCCAUCCUCGAGUAUGAGCAGGACCAUGACUGGCCAAGGCAGUGGAAGGCCAAGCUGAAGCAGAGCCCAGCGGAUCUGUCCCUGGUGUCAGGGCUCUUCUCCUGCCUCCUCAGCUUCCCGGAGCACCCCAUUGCUCAGCUCCUGCGGCAGCUGCAGUGUAUGGUGUACACCCGCCUGUACCUGGCCAUCAGCCGCGGCGCUGCCGACUCUGCCAUGGGAUCCCCUGCCAGCCUCGGCUCUAUCCCACUGGAUGCAGGGGGUUCGGUGCCCACCGAGCCUGGGAUCCGCCGGCUCCGCACCUCCCGCAGCCUGCACUGCAUGUUCUCAGUGCCAGAGCAUGGCACGGCCGGGCUGCGGCACAGCAGCUCCAGCACCCCCCUCGCUGCUGCCGGCACCCCAAAGGCAGAGGGAGGCUGGACAGGGCCAGCCCCACAGACCCCACGGGAGAGCUCCUUUGAGGACCUGGAGCGGUUCCUGGCAUCACCCGAGGGCUGGGCCCCCACAGAGCCUAUGGAUGGACCUGGAGCAGAGGCAACGUUACCGGAGCAGCUGAAGGGCAUCGUGCGGGACAUCCACAAUGCCAUUGACAGGCUGCUGUCUCUGACCCUGCUGGCCUUCGAGGGGCUGAACACAGCCGCUGGCAAGGACCAGUGCCUGGCCUGCCUGGAGGAAGCCUUCUUCCCACCGCUGUGGGCCCCAUUGCUGGCUCUGUACAGGAGCGUGCACCAGACCCACGAGGCAGCCCUGGCCCGCAGCAUGGAGCGGCACCGGCAUGCUGGCCCCACUGAUAUGGGGCUGGCAUCCCGGCUCUUGCCCACGGCACCCAGCUGCCCUGCAUACGGCUCUGCCAUAGAGGACCUGCGCCUCAUCCCGCUGGAGACCUGUCCCCGCAGGAAGCUGGAGUGCAUUGUGCGAGCCCUGCGUGGCAUCUGUGAGUGUGCUGAGGAGUACUGUGGUGCUCGGGAUCGCCGGACCCCUGUCACCGCUGCCAUUGGGGCAGAUGACCUGCUGCCUAUCCUGUCCUACGUGGUGCUGCAGACGGGUCUGCCCCAGCUGCUGUCUGAGUGUGCUGCCCUGGAGGAGUUCAUCCAUGAGGGGUGCCUGAUUGGGGAGGAGGGAUACUGCCUGACGUCCCUGCAGAGCGCCCUGUCCUACGUGGAGUCCCUGCAGUGAGGAGGCAGCCGCGGGGACCCCUCCCCGCCAUCCACCGCCAGGUGCUGCCGGUCCCCAUCCCUGCGGGUCCGGUGUGGGGCCGGGGGGGUCCCGUCGGUGGGGAUGAACCGAACCAAACCGAACCGAACGGAGCCCCCCCCGGUGGGCACGGGGAGGGCCGGGGCUGGCUCGGGGGUUGCUCCUCCCUUCCUGCAGGGGGCGCUGUGGUCCCGGCGCGCGUUCCCGCGGUUCCGCCCCCUGGGUGACGUCAUCGGGGCGGUGGGCGUGGCGCGGGAAGCGGAAGGGAAGCGCGGGUACCGGGCGCGGGUAGCGGGUGCGGAGCGCGGUGC
This is a messenger RNA of Melopsittacus undulatus (budgerigar), 2243 nucleotides long. RefSeq names its product VPS9 domain containing 1 (gene VPS9D1). Gene Ontology annotation, cellular component: cytosol; endocytic vesicle. Bases 1 to 1914 code for a protein of 637 amino acids. The transcript is spliced from 15 exons. NCBI's taxonomy places the organism in Eukaryota, Metazoa, Chordata, Aves, Psittaciformes, Psittaculidae. The record is from RefSeq and is a predicted model, not a curated record. Gene Ontology annotation, molecular function: guanyl-nucleotide exchange factor activity; small GTPase binding. Gene Ontology annotation, biological process: vesicle-mediated transport.